AUGUCGGAAUGCAAGGUUCCUAAACAGUGGAAGACCAGCAAAACCGUGUUGUUGUUUAAGAAGGGAGAUCCACAUGACAUAGAUAGUUAUCGCCCAAUCUGCUUACUGUCCGUCAUCUACAAGCUCUUUACAAGAGUGAUCCUUAAUAGGAUUGAAAAAGUCUUAGAUGAAGGACAGCCAUGCGAGAAAGCAGGGUUACAAAAAGGAUUCAGCACGAUUGAACACAUUCACACUGUUUCGAAACUCAUCGAGGUAUCACGAAAGUGCAAAAUGCCGCUUUGUCUCACCUUCAUCGACUUGAAGAAGGCCUUCGACUCAGUUGAGACGAAAGCGGUCAUGGAAGCUUUGGACAACCAAGGCGUCCCUACUCAGUAUGUAAAGAAGAACAUCAUCAUUGACGUGAAGAGGGGGGUCCGACAGGAUGAUACAAUUUCACCCAAAAUAUUCACAGCCACUCUCGAGAACGCAAUGCGAAAGUUGGAAUGGGACGACAUGGGAGCGAAGGUUGAUGGUCGGCAGCUACACCAUUUGCGCUUUGCUGAUGACAUCGUACUGAUAACGCUUAGCAUCAGCCAAGCGGAACGAAUGCUGACCGAAUUCGACGAAACAUGUGGAUGCAUCGGUCUUCAGCUGAAUCUACAAAAGACGAUGUUCAAGCGGAACGGAUGGGUCUCGUAUGCCCCAUUCACGCUCAACGGAACGAACAUAUCCGAAUGCACUAGCUACGUUUAUCUGAGUCGGGAACUGAACAUGAUGAACGACCUGACCCCCGAGCUGGGCAGAAGGAGACGAGCGGCUUGGGGAGCGUACAAGAGCAUCGAAGAUGUAGUGAAGAAGACCAGGAACACCCGGUUUCCUGCUUUGAUCCAUGCUUCGGAAACCUGGGCAUUUCGCAAGCAGGAAGAAAACGCGGUGAGCGUCAUUGAACGCGGAAUUGAGAGAGUGAUGCUAGGAGUAUCCCGUUUCACGCAAGCGAGGGACGGGAUUCGAAGUUCUCUCCUACGUCAACGAUCGAAGAUUAGAGACGCCGCCGUGUUUGCCAAGGAAAGUAAAAUAAGGUGGGUCGGACACGUGAUGCGCUUUAAUGACAACCGUUGGACCAGAGCCGUGAGCGACUGGGUUCCCGCGAUAUUAAGCGCACUACAGGAAGACCGCCGACCCGAUGGUCAGAUUUCUUCACGAAGUCCUUCAAAGAAAAAUAUGAUGCUCUUCGUGUCCCACGCGGAAGGAGGAACCACUGGGCUACUCUGGCACGCGAUCGGUACAAAUGGAAGAAUUACUGGCGCCCGCUCGACCAGUUCGAAGAUCAAGGUGACACUAUUGGAUAUUGGAGGAGAUUAUCGAAGGAACGAAUACAUGCGCGUGUUUUAA
Necator americanus (New World hookworm) is the source of this 1371-nucleotide messenger RNA. RefSeq lists its product as uncharacterized. NCBI's taxonomy places the organism in Eukaryota, Metazoa, Nematoda, Chromadorea, Rhabditida, Ancylostomatidae. Bases 1 to 1371 code for a protein of 456 amino acids. The transcript is spliced from 2 exons. The record is from RefSeq and is a predicted model, not a curated record.